Messenger RNA from Malurus melanocephalus (red-backed fairy wren), 1932 nucleotides. It is a transcript of the gene TAS1R3, whose product is annotated as taste 1 receptor member 3. The transcript is spliced from 6 exons. Gene Ontology annotation, cellular component: membrane. The coding region runs from base 7 to 1932 and encodes 641 amino acids. Gene Ontology annotation, molecular function: sweet taste receptor activity; G protein-coupled receptor activity. Gene Ontology annotation, biological process: sensory perception of sweet taste; sensory perception of umami taste; G protein-coupled receptor signaling pathway. NCBI's taxonomy places the organism in Eukaryota, Metazoa, Chordata, Aves, Passeriformes, Maluridae. The record is from RefSeq and is a predicted model, not a curated record.
CGGGCGAUGUUUCGGGGGCUGUUKCUGUGGCUGAGCCUCCGCGCUGUCUCCCCGAACCCCUCGUGUCUGUCAGCGCAGCUCCGGAGCCCCGGGGAUUUUAUCCUGGGGGGGCUCUUCCCCUUGGGGAAGGACGCGGUGAAUCUUUCGGGGCGCUCGGAGCCCACCCCGCUGCUGUGUGACAGGCAGAACAGAGCUCAGCCCACUCUGAUCCGUGUGAGCUACGGAGCCAGCAGCGAGAGCCUGAGCAACACRGAGCUCUACCCGUCCUUCUACCGCACCGUGCCCAGCGACAARAACCUGGCGGAGGCCGUGGUGCAGCUCCUCAACCAGUUUGGCUGGAACUGGAUCGCCACGGUGGCCAGCGACGACGAGUACGGCCGCGGGGCGCAGGCGCUGUUCCUCAGCAUGGUGGGCAACGACAACAUCUGCGUGGCUUUCGAGGGCUUGGUGCCCACCGAGCUGGCCCAGCCSGGCGCCCGGCAGCAGCUGGACGACACAAUCCGCUUGAUCAACAGCACCAAAGUCAACGUGAUCGUGCUGUUCGCCUACAACCUGCCCGCCCGCGCCCUGCUGGAGCGCAGCAUGGCCAUGGGGCUGGGCAAAAAGCUAAUCAGCGUUGUCACUGUUAUCACUGUGACCCUCCUGUCCCCAAAUUGGUUUAAUCUCACCCCUCAGCUGCUGCACUUCAUGAACACCCUCCCGUUCGAGGUGAACGGCCAGACCUUCAGGUUUGACCAGUCCCAUGGCACCAACGCUGGCUACAAACUCAUCUUCUGGUCCUGGAGCAACGGCWCCCUGAGCCACCUGCCCGUGGGCGACUAUGAGCAGUCCCUGUACAUCCACAAGGCGCAGAUCCGCUUCCACACCGCCGACCAGAAGGAGCCGCCGUCCGAGUGUUUCAGGCGCUGCCAACCAGGGCAAUUCCGGAGGAUCAAAGGGUUCAACCUGUGCUGCUACGACUGUACCGACUGCCCCGAGAACACCUUCUGGAGCAGCACGGACAGCACCAGCUGCUCUCCRUGCCCUCAGCACCAAUGGUCCCCAUCUCGCAGCACGCACUGCCAGGACCGCUCCGAGCGCUUCCUCUCAUGGCACGAGCCGCUGGCCGUGGCCCCUCUGGCCGUGGCGGCGCUGACCGCUGCCCUGAGCUCCGGCACGGCCCUGCUGUUCAUCCGGCACCGUCACACACCGCUGGCGCGUUCCUCGGGCGGCGGCCGUGGGCUCAUGGCGCUGCUGGCGCUGCUGCUGCUCACCCUCAGCUGCGGGCUCUACGUGGGCCGGCCGGAGCGCGGCCGCUGCGCCGCCCAACAGCUCAGCUUCGCGCUGGGGCUGGCCGCCUGCCUGUCCGCCCUGCUGCCCACGGCGCUGGCCAUCGCUCUGAGGGCUGAGCUGCCCGGCCAUGCCGCCCGGUUCCUGCCGUGGGUGACGGGCCACCGGGCCUGGCUGAUGGUGGCCAUGUCCUUGGUGGUGCAGGCCGUGCUGUGCGGGUGUCACCUCGGUCUUGGCGCUGAUGAACCGCUGGCUGAUUACACCUCCCUGCCUGGGCAGGUGCUGCUGGUUUGUGACACAAAAUCCUGGCCGGCUUUCGCUCUCCUUCACGGCCACAACGGCUGCGUGGCCUUUGUUUGUUUUCUGUGCACUUUCAUGGUGCCCGGCGCCGCCGGCCGCCACAGCCUGGCCCGGGGCAUCGCCUUCGCCACGCUCGGCUAUUUYAUCGUCUGGAUUUUCUUCGUGGUGAUUUUCGCCACGCUCAGGACGGUGCUGAGGGCCGUGGCGCAGAUGUGCACGGUGCUGGCCACGGYGUUGGCCAUCCUGGGCAGUUUUUUCUUGCCCAAGGCUUACAUCAUGGUGUGUCGGCCCGAGCUGAACACCGAUGAGUAUUGCAGGGAUCCCGGCGAGGAGGAGCCGGGGGAUUCCGUGAGGGGACAAUAA